Molecule: messenger RNA, 1263 nt
Organism: Pyricularia grisea
Lineage: Eukaryota; Fungi; Ascomycota; Sordariomycetes; Magnaporthales; Pyriculariaceae
Exons: 2
Coding region: 1-1263 (420 amino acids)
Source: RefSeq, a predicted model, not a curated record
AUGUCCGGCUACACAGCUGAGCAGCUUGCUGUCGCCCGUCAACUCUCAGCAGAGUUUAGCUCACGUAGCGGCAAGUCAAGAGGCAGAGCAAGCGGCCGGUCAGGCGGUGGUAUUUCAGCCUCGUCAUAUCCUACUCGAGCCUCCAUCCUCAGACCGAAGGCGUCGCUGUCCGCUUCAGGCGGUAGUCAAGCUAGCGGAUCUGGCAGAUUCGCCUUGCGUGGUACUGGAGCCUCGCGAGUUGCUGCACCGGCCACCGAUGGCCGAGAGAGUGGUAGACCUAUUCGUGACACUCAGCCAGUCAGUAGUCCAACUGUUCGAACAUCCGCCAGUCCAUUUACAAACCGCAACUACUCCCCAGCAAACGUAGCUGGAGGACAGAGUUAUACACCCAAGGUCUCGGGUUCCGCCGGACUGGCUACAGAAACGGUUGGUGUCAGUUACAUCUGUGGAAAUAGCGGCAACAGGACAGGAGUGUCUAGUCCUGCUCAACCACAUGCAAAACCACCUAGGGUAGCUGACACUGAAGUCAUAAAUGAUCAUGAUUCGGCUCAUUUCGGGUAUCAGAUCACACCAACUCGGCAGGUUCGUGGUUCAGGCAUAGCUCCCACUGAAGACAACAAGAAUCUCGAUGCAUCGUAUACCGCUGCUUCUGAUCCUCCCUCGAAAGCAAUGUCUGUGCCAGACCAUUUCCAAUCUCCUGACAGCCCCACAAGCGGAAACUCGAACCCAGGUAUCAUAGAAGUUGAAGUUGCUGAGGGACAGAAAGCAAAGAUCGACACAUCUCAGCCCGUGAUUUGGAACUGGAUGAGCGGCGAGUCACCCAAAGUCCGGCCACCUACAGCCUUUGUAGAGGAACAGGAGCCUCUUUACGACAAUUCAGCUGAUAUCUUCUCAAAGAAGCCACUCGGCCAUCGCCCUCUAUCUCCGAUCUUGGAGCCUAUGGUGUACUUCGACCACAAUUUGCCGCCUCCAGUUGUCGAGUACUAUCAAUCGACCAGGGAGCAAUCAAGUGGUCAAGCUUAUUAUUCUGCUCAAGGCACAAGUACCGAGAAGCACAAGCGAUCAAUGUCCGCCGGACCCCAGCACGAGAAUUGCACGUGCAAUAGGGAUCUGACCACCAUCAAGGGUUUGGGAGGCUCUCGCUUCUCACAAGAGGAUACGAGGCCGGUACAGAACCAGAAUCGGUUUACCGGUGCCUGUCCCGUUCACUACGAGCAAAAAGUCGACCAGCUUGGUGCCACAUUGUCAAGCUUCACACUUUGA